Cottoperca gobio is the source of this 1170-nucleotide messenger RNA. RefSeq lists its product as uncharacterized. Gene Ontology annotation, biological process: response to bacterium. The record is from RefSeq and is a predicted model, not a curated record. The transcript is spliced from 5 exons. The coding region runs from base 32 to 850 and encodes 272 amino acids. Lineage: Eukaryota; Metazoa; Chordata; Actinopteri; Perciformes; Bovichtidae.
CAGUAGUGCAAGAGAAGGGCUCUGUGGCACAAUGAUCGGAGGACUGGCUGCUUUGAUUCUUCUAAGUACUGCGUCCCUGAUUCAAACUGCAGAGGUUCCUCACCAGAUCUCUUCGACUGUGGUUGAACUUGGAGAUAAUUUGACUCUGACAUGUUCAUCCAGUGAAAAUGAAUUAUGGUUUAUUUACUGGUAUAAGAUGAAGUUUGGAUAUAUGGUUCAAACUGUUGCAUCAGGAACUUUAAAGUCAAUAAAACUUCAAGGACAAUUUGACAACUCAAGAUUUGAAGUCACAAAUUUGAACACUCAGUAUUUUCUUAACAUCAGAAAUGUAAACAAAGAAGAUGAAGCAACAUACUUCUGUCAAGCAGGAUCAUCAUACAUAAUGAAAUUCAUUUACGCCACACUUUUGGCUGUGAAUGAUCACAAAAAUGUGCAGAAAUCUGUCCUCGUGAAACAAAGUCCGGAGACGGAGUCGGUCCGGCCGGGCGACUCAGUGACUCUCCAGUGUUCACUUCUCUCCACUGACAAAGAAAACGCAGAUCAGUGUCCAGGUGAACACGAUGUGUACUGGUUCAGAUCUGGAUCAGGAGGAUCACAUCCAAGCUUCAUUUACACUCACAGUGACGAACAAAAGGAAAGAAGUUGUGUCUACAGUCUGUCCACAACUAUACAGAACUCAUCUGAUGCUGGGACUUACUACUGUGCUGUGGUCACAUGUGGACAGAUCCUGUUUGGUGAAGGAACUAAAGUGGAGACAAGAUCAGAUCUGGACCCCGUUGUUCUUGUGCUUGGAGUACUGUUGGCCUGCUGUGUGACUGUGAUUGCCGUCCUUAUCUUCUCAAGAAACUGAAGCUUCAGGGAGCCACUGCAGAGGGGUUAAAGAGCCGCAUGUGGCUGCUGAGCCUCAGGUUGCCGACCCCUGCCCUAGCCUCAAGGCACGCAAUAGUCUGCACAUAAAACCCUAAUGACCCAAUACAAGCCAACGAGAAUGCGCAUCAGGCACACAACACUGUGACGCAGGACGUUAGCACUGCCCCCGGGUGAGAUACCAAGUUCUUUGGGAGUCCAACUCUUCAACUUUUUUUUCUUCUAAUGUUGCUAUGUUGAAAUAAUACGAAUGGAUAUGUCUGUUUAUACUCAAAGCAUAAAAAUAAAGAAUUAUGUCAGAAA